This is a messenger RNA of Punctularia strigosozonata HHB-11173 SS5, 1464 nucleotides long. RefSeq names its product cytoplasmic protein. The transcript is spliced from 8 exons. Lineage: Eukaryota; Fungi; Basidiomycota; Agaricomycetes; Corticiales; Punctulariaceae. The record is from RefSeq and is a predicted model, not a curated record. The coding region runs from base 53 to 1354 and encodes 433 amino acids.
GCUUCAGUGAUCGCAAAUCUGAUCCAAGUCGUCUGCAUUCGUAUUCGCAGUUAUGGACGCCCAGCUGAAGGAGCUCCUGCCCUUCCUGCACGACCGCAACCCUCAAGUUCGCCAAAUUGCGCUCUCCAACUUGCUAGGCCAAAGCGCCAAAGAUGCGCCGUACCGCAAGAUUUUUCUCGAGGGUGUAUCCUCGGGCGGUCUCAAGAAAGGCCAGGACACCGAUGUGAUCCGCGACCUCAAGCUGCUAUGUCGAGACCAGCUGGCCACGGCGCACGAUGCGUUUCGCGCACUCGUCAACCUCUCAGACUCAGCAUUGCUGGUGCCAUCGUUAUCAGAACAUGACUUCUUGGCCUUCAUCGUCUCGUAUAUCGUCCACCCCCAAGCUACGCUCGCUGACCUGGCAUCGAUGCUCCUCUCGAACUUGACUGCAUCCGGCCCUGUCUGCGCGACCUUGCUCUCGCUCAAGAUCCCGAUCAUCCCGACGAAGGGUUCGUCUGCCGUUGGCAUUCCCUUCUACCCCACCCUUUCGAGGUGCGGAUCGUGCGCCGCGCCGGUUCCGUAUCCAGCGGACGCACCGGAAGAGGUGCUAGCGCUUCCACUUCUGAUCGAUGCGUUCGUUGCUGCCGCCGCAGCCGCGACCAAAUCGGCCGAUGACUCCAACAGCCGGACGCGGAAGGCCGAUCUCCACUUCUUAGCCAGUGUGUUUGCCAAUAUCAGCAUCGUCCCUGCUGGACGGACGUUUUUCCUUACUCCCAUUCGAUAUCAGUUUGCCGCCUCCAACAUAUCGGACGGGCCGGAGUACCCUCUAAGCAAGCUCGUGGCCUUCACCGAGCAUACUGACAUCAUCCGACGCGGAGGUACUGCAUCGUUGAUCAAAAAUUGUGCAUUUUACCAACCUGGUCACCGCGCGAUGCUCAGCGAACAAACGACGCUCGUCACCGUGCCACCAUCGACAGUGGAGGCUCCGGGGGUCGACGCUCUAGCGUACAUCUUGCUGCCACUCGCCGGCCCUGAGGAACUCGACUUGGAUGAACAAGAGCUCUUGCCGGAAGCGCUUCAGUUCCUCCCUGAAUCAAAAAAGCGCGAACCUGAUCCGGCUAUCCGCUUGAUCCACGUUGAGACGUUACUGCUCUUAUGCACGACACGCUAUGGACGAGACAAGCUCAGAAGCACAGGCACGUACCAGAUUGUUCGUCUACUACACGAAAACGAAACGGUAGACAAGGUUUCUGAACAUGUCGAACGCCUCGUCCGCCUUCUCAAGGGAGACGAAGGUCAUGAGAAUGCAAUCGACGGCGACGGCGUCCCACCAGGUGAAACGGACGACGCCGAUAAUCGGAUAGAAGAGAUAUAGACAGCAUGUAUACAGUAAUGAUUAGCGAAGCAUUAUGACGCCUUCAGGCGCAGCUUGGUGGCAUAAACCGAAGUGCAUUAAUGUCAGACCUCGGGAGAGGACCUGCCAGU